This is a messenger RNA of Aspergillus puulaauensis, 1404 nucleotides long. RefSeq names its product lipase ROG1 family protein. Bases 1 to 1404 code for a protein of 467 amino acids. Gene Ontology annotation, molecular function: monoacylglycerol lipase activity. The transcript has 2 exons. NCBI's taxonomy places the organism in Eukaryota, Fungi, Ascomycota, Eurotiomycetes, Eurotiales, Aspergillaceae. The record is from RefSeq and is a predicted model, not a curated record.
AUGGAGCCAGAUCAGCCUGCGAUGACAGCGUCGAAGGCAGACCAUCUCUGUGUCUUAGCCCAUGGGCUCUGGGGAAACCCCUCUCAUAUGGGCACCAUCGCUUCCGCUUUGAGGGAACGAUACGACGAGAAUCGAUUACACAUCCUCGUUGCGGAGUGCAACUCAGGCAAUCUCACAUACGAUGGGAUUGAGGUAUGCGGAGAGCGACUCGCGCAUGAGAUCGAGGAAACAUUGAGUCAAUUGGAAGCCGAUGGGCACAAGAUUCGGAAACUGAGCGUCGUUGGAUACUCCCUUGGAGGUUUGAUAGCCCGAUACGCGCUGGGUUUGCUGUACGCCCGCGACUGGCUGGACGAAAUUGAGCCAGUCAACUUCACGACCUUCGCGACGCCGCAUCUCGGAGUUCGGGCGCCAGUAAAGGGAGCACAGGGUCUAUUCUUCAACGGGUUGGGCUCUCGGACGGUAUCGGUUUCUGGGAAGCAGUUGUUCUUGACUGAUACUUUCCGUGACUCAGGAAAGCCAAUGCUCCGUGUCUUAGCAGACCCGGAUAGCAUUUUUAUCCGAGCGUUGGCGAAGUUCAGGCACCGUUCUGUCUAUGGAAAUGUGAUUAAUGACCGCACCACGCCGUUCUAUACCACGAUUUUCUCAAGCGUCGACCACUUUCCAGACCCGGAGAACGUGAAUCCCAACUAUGUGGAAGGGUACGGCCCAGUCGUGGUUGAUCCAAACGUUUAUACCCUUCCAUUAGAAGAGAAAGAACAGCUGCCUCUUUUGUCUCGGGCGUGGCAGAGCAUUCGAAACUUUUUCGACAAACUUCCGUUUUGGCUCUUCUUCACCCUUUUUGUAAUCAUUGCAAUACCGCUCUUCCUCAUUUAUGCCGUAUUCCAAACCUUCCGCAGCCGAAAGCGAAUACAUGUACAUGAAGAGGGCACUGGAGAUACUUUCCGGCGGUACCGUAUGCCUGUUGCCGUCAGAAGGGUCCAAAAUGCGAUGGACGAAAUGUUUGAGGGCGCAGCUGCAAGGCAGCAUCCUGACUAUCUCUCCUCGAGCGCGGCACCUUCAGACCUGGAGGGACAGCCAGAACUCCCUACCGACAAACCAAAAUCAGCGGGGGGAGAAUCAACCGGGACAUCCUUUGCAGAAGGCUCAACUGACCAUGCGAACGGAAUAGCAAAGGUUGCGACUGACGGCACUGUCAAUGGGGGAAAGCGACCCACUCUCGCCCUUACGCCAGAUCAAUUCUCCAUGAUCAAGUCCCUCAACGCCGUCGGUUUCCGCAAAUACCCAGUCUAUAUCCACAACCACAGACGGACUCACGCGGCGAUCAUAGUUCGGUCUGACAAGCCAGAAUGGAAGGAAGGUCACAUUGUAAUCCAGCACUGGCUUGACCAUCAAUUCGAACUAUGA